Messenger RNA from Ilex paraguariensis (yerba mate), 429 nucleotides. The record is from the annotation of a GenBank genome assembly. Lineage: Eukaryota; Viridiplantae; Streptophyta; Magnoliopsida; Aquifoliales; Aquifoliaceae.
AUGUAUAGGACACACCUGUUUGGAUUUCCAAGUAUCAUGGCAUGCUCCCCAGCCAUCACCAAGUUCAUCUUCCGGUCAGAUGAUCAAUUCCCAUAUAGAUGGCCCACCAAUGACCUUGUAGGCCACAACUCUAUAAUAUCAGCCUCUGGCCAACGUCAUGACAGGUUAAGGAGAUUUCUAUCCAUGGCCAUCAACCAGCCUGAGGCUCUUCGUCGGAUCGCCACCCAUGUCCAGCCGCGCAUCGCUGCUGCUCUCCAAGCAUGGGCCAAGAAGGUAACAUUUGAAAAUAUCGGCAAGUUGUUUGCUAGCAUUGAGCCAGGUCCCCUUCUGGAUUCCCUUGGCUACAACUUUGAAGGCAUGGUCAAAGGGAUGAGGGCACAACCAUUCAACAUUCCUGGGACUGCAUACCACCAUGCCCUAAAGGUUUGA